CAUGGUAUCAGAGCCACCCUUAAUCCAACCCUAACCCUAAUCAUAAUCGUAACCCACGCCCCACAACCCAUCAUCACCACAUACUGUUACUGUUCACCGCGAACACUAUUCAUCGAGAACACUGUUCACGUGAGCACUGUUCAUCACUCAUGGCUAAUCAGAUCUGGUCUCUCCCAUAUGCGUAUGGUAUCGUGCUUUUGUUUCUAGUUUCUGUAACGGUCUUUCCGCUAUUUUUAAUUGAAUUUCUAUACCAUCUAAUUUGUUGAUCGCGGUUAUGGGUUUGCCAGAUCAUUAGUUAAUGUAUUAUUGCUAUUGAUACUGUUGGGUAUUAGCAUUACUUUGUUCGGCGCUCAGUUGAUUAGUUAUUAGUUGUUUUGGUUGGUGUUUCGUUGAUUGAGGCUUGGUAGUUCUUUAUUUUUUGGUUGUCUCUCCAUUGUUCGGUAAAAUGUCUAAGCAAAAGUCUGAUUCUGGUUCCGGCUACUGUUACGGGUAGUUCAUUCAGUUCUUCACGGUUUCGGGAAAAGCUUUCUAGUACCUUCGCCCCAUUGAAUGGUAAAAAAUUAUGCUAUUUAGGCUAAAGUAGUUGAAGUUUAUUAUUUGGGCUAGACACAGUAUCAUUAUUUGAUUGAUGAUCCCCCCGCAUAGACUGUUUCUACUUGUAAGGCAUGAGAAUCUGAGGAUGCCCGGAUUCGAUCUGAGUUGUGGAAUAGUAUGGAAGAACAUAUUGCUAGCACGCUUGUUUUCUUAGAAAGUGCCAAAAAGGUAUGGACACAGGCUCAGGAGAUGUAUUCUGGUGUUAAUAAUCUCCGUCGGACAUAUGAUCUUCAUCGGUCCUUCUUUUUUAUAUCCCAGGGUGAUUUUAUCUUUGGAGGCUUACUAUGCCAAAUUUCUUGGUAUUUGUGAGGAGCUCAAUAUUUGUGAGUCUAUUUCAUCUGACAUUCAGGUUAUGCGACGCCAGCGUGAGCGUAUGCAGGUUGCUCGAUUUAUAUCUGGUGCAUCAUCCACCUAUGAUCCUGUUAGUCCUCAGCUCUUGGGGUCUCGAGAUUUACCUUCUCUUAGUGAGUUUUGGCUCUUCCUUCAACCGCGGCCGUGGUCGUGGGUUUAGUGAUCGUGGUUGUGAUUCUGGAUUUGGUGGUUGUGGUUUUGGUCGUGGUGUUGAUGGUUGUGACUCUGGUUUUGGUGCUCAUGAAGGUCAUAGGUCAGGGGGAGGUGGCCGUGGUCACAGCCGUGAUUCCAAGUUGUAUAUUUAUUGUUGGGGCACCAAUCAUACUGUGGAGUAUUGUUAUCAUCUUCACGGGUUUCCUCAGGCUCAUCAGGUUAUGAUCUCUCUGGAUACUGGACAGCUUGCUCAUUCUUCUGCCAACAAUGUGGUGACCAUCUCUGCAAAGGAAUACCAGCGCCUUAUGUCAAUUCAGCCUCCAGCUAUUGAUUCUUCCGCCACUGCUAUGCUUGCUCAGACAGAAUCUCCAGAUGGGGAGGAAAAUUGGUGGCGGUGCUAAACCUGGUCGUUGUGGUUGGAAGUUGCAAUUGGUUUUGGUUGUGUUAAAGUUGUUCGUUGGUCAUUGAAGUCAUUUCGUUGGUUGUUGGUCGUUGAAUUUGUUCGUUGAUUCGUUGGUCGUUGAAUUCGUUUGUUGAUUCAUUGGUCGUUGAAAUCAUUUGUUGGUCGUUGCUGUUGACAGUCAUUGAAGUCGUUUCGUUCGUUGAAAUCAUUGAAGUUGUUUCGUUGGUUGUUAUUGGUCGUUGUUUUAGCAAGUUGGUUGUUUUAGUGAUUGCUGCUAGUAGUUGAGGUAAUUGUUUCGUUGGUUGCUAUGUAACGAGCUGGAGAGUCUCCAACUUGCGGGAGAGUGUUAGAAUAUAGUAUUAAUAGUAGUCCCACAUUGCUUAGUUUACUUAUUCAAUAUGUGAGUCAUC
Molecule: messenger RNA, 1911 nt
Organism: Rhododendron vialii
Lineage: Eukaryota; Viridiplantae; Streptophyta; Magnoliopsida; Ericales; Ericaceae
Exons: 2
Coding region: 879-1499 (206 amino acids)
Source: RefSeq, a predicted model, not a curated record